This is a messenger RNA of Tarenaya hassleriana, 832 nucleotides long. Its product is annotated as 21 kDa protein. Gene Ontology annotation, molecular function: enzyme inhibitor activity. Lineage: Eukaryota; Viridiplantae; Streptophyta; Magnoliopsida; Brassicales; Cleomaceae. The record is from RefSeq and is a predicted model, not a curated record. Gene Ontology annotation, biological process: negative regulation of catalytic activity. The transcript is spliced from 2 exons. Bases 23 to 661 code for a protein of 212 amino acids.
GAAAAAAUAGAGAGAGAGAGAGAUGGAGCGAAAACAAACACUCUUCAUCCUUGUAAUCAUUUUCACAUCAACCAUUCUCCAAACCGAAUCCAAAUCCACUAACCGGACCGUACCGGACCGGUUUAUCGAGUCAGCAUGCCGUGCCACUCGGUACCAUUCACUCUGCGUCCAAACUCUCUCAGCCUAUGGCACCAAUAUCCGACACAACGACCAAGACCUGGCCGUGGCCGCUCUUACCGUCAGCCUGGCUCGAGCCAGGGUCGGCUCCGCCUUCAUCUCCAAGCUAGUCGGGACCCGGGCCCUCCGUCCUAGAGAGAUGCCAGGGAUCGGACCAAGAGACUACAUGGCGAUCAAGGACUGUGCCCAGACAAUGGGCGAUAGCGUGGACCGUCUGGCUCAGUCGGUCAAGGAGCUGGUCCGAGCGGGCGGUUCUGACUCACCAGAGGACUUUAUGUGGAGGAUGAGCAAUGUUCAGACGUGGGUCAGUGCGGCUCUGACGGACGUGUCCACGUGUCUUGAUGGGUUCGGUGGUGGUCGAUCCACGGACGGGAAGGUGAAGGGCAUGGUUCGGAACAGGGUGAUCCACGUGGCUCGCGUCACAAGCAAUGCUCUUGCGCUUGUUAACCGGUUCGCCGACCGGCGAAGUGUUAAGAUUCCGUAAUGGUUGGUUCUUUGUGUGAAAUGUUUAUUAUGUGGGAAAAAUUCUGGUUUGGUUCAUGUGAAUGUAUUUGGGAGUUUGUGUAACAAAUCUAUAUCUACUUAAGUGUAAAAAAAUGCAAAACCUGUAUAAUUAUUGAAAAAAAACAGUGUAAUUUUUAAUAAUUAUUGGAAA